UAUAAUUAAAUAAUUAACAGAUAAUCUAUUAACAGUGAGGAAUAUUGUUUGUUAAUAUUUCUGUUAUCAAAUAAUUCACAUACAAAAUAUCACAAACGUACACAAAACAUUCUGUUUGUAAGCAAUUUAAUUGCUGCGCGCGCAACGGACUGUAUUUAUUUGCUAUGAUUCUAACCUGAUCCCGGCACAGGACGCGUAGGAUUGAAUUAACGCAGGAUAAUGUGACAGGAUUUCCAAAAUUUCUUUAGCUAAAAUGUCCAAACGAAACAGUGACUAUGUGGUCACGGAGCACCGCGAUUUACAGGCUAAUACUAUGGCUGUAGACGCGACUGGCAAUUAUGUUUUGCUAGCCGGACGCAGGUAUUUAGCAGUAAAACAUUUAGACGAGGAUGUUAAUACAGUGAAGAAAUUCCAGCGACAGAGCAAAUAUGAAGUUGGUUCUGCUGAAUGGAAUCCGUGCGAGUUCAACUGCCAUUUGUGUGCAAUUUCUAGCAAUACACGAAUUGAAAUAUUGAAUUUCAAUGGAGCAGGAGGAUAUGAAUUGCAAACUAGCCAGAGUCUGAAAGCUCACACACGAGUCGUUAGUGAUUUAAACUGGCAUCCCAAAGAAGCAGACAUCAUUGCUUCUUGCAGCAUCGAUACAUUUAUACAUAUCUGGGACAUACGAGAUCAAAGAAAACCAUGCUUGUCUCUUUCUGCAGUUGCGGGAUCAUCACAAGUACGUUGGAAUCCAUUAUCAUCAUAUACUUUGGCUACCGCGCAUGAUGGAGAUGUAAAGAUAUGGGAUCAGCGGAAAGCAACGAGUCCUGUGCAAUACAUAACAGCUCACUUAACAAAAAUACACGGUUUAGAUUGGUGUCCCUUUCAACAAAAUCAACUGGCAACGUCGAGUCAAGACUGCACCGUCAAGAUCUUCGACAUUGUCAAUCCACGCAGAGCCGAGAGUAUUUUGACAACAAAUUCUCCUGUGUGGAGAGCAAGAUAUACGCCUUUUGGCGAAGGUUUAGUAACAAUAGUAGUGCCGCAAUUACGACGUGGGGAAAAUAGUCUUUUGCUAUGGAACACAUCGAAUUUUAGUGCACCAAUAUAUACAUUUGUGGGUCAUACGGAUGUCGUUCUCGAAUUUCAAUGGCGACAUUUAAAAUUAGAAAAUAGCGAGUUUGAACUCGUUACAUGGUCUAAGGAUCAGUGUCUGAGAAUAUUUAAGAUUAGUCCUUUCAUAAAGAAAUUAUGCAGCAAUGGUAUGGAUGAUGGUCUGUCAGUCUACAGCCAGUAUUCCGAAGAAAGUAAUCUAAGAACUUUGCAGUCCGUUCAAGAAUUGCAGAUAAAUACUUCUCCGACUGAGCCUGAAAUAAAUUAUAUAACGACCAAAGUGGAUGAGCCUGUGACGCAGUCUGAAACAAUCAGUCUUCCAGAUAAUUCCAAAAAGGUUUCGUCUCCUACUCAACCAAAGAGUUUGCAGCAGGAGUUCUCUUUGAUAAAUAUGAAUAUACCAAAUAUAGAGGUAAACGCGAUGGACGUUGUGGAGAGAAGUUGUACGAUAACCGCAUGUACAAAAAAUUAUAAUGUGAUAUUAAAAGUAAAUUUCCCUGUGAAUUAUCCGUGCAGCGCUCAACCAACAUUUCAAUUUUGUCCUGGCACGUCGAUUGACAACGUAAUGAUGACCAAGUUGCUCAAGGUUCUCGUGCAGACCGCUCAGCAUCGCGUCAAGAAGAACAGAUCGUGCUUAGAACCGUGUCUCCGGCAAUUAAAUAUAACUCUGGAGCAAAUGUGUAAAAAAGACGAAGACGAAACCGAUCAUUUGGCAUAUCAUAUGCAGGAUAAUAAUACCUUCCUGAACUCUCCCAAUAUCUGUGCGAAUUAUCAAGAUUCUUACAUACCAUUUCCUAGAACAUCCGGCGCUAAAUUUUGUUGCGUAGGUAUUCUCGUUUGUUUUGGCCGUCCCUCCUAUGCAAGAAGGUCAUCGAUGAAACCGGGCGAUGCGACGCCCAGAGCAUUGUCCGCCUUGGACAAUAACAUUGGUAACGGCGAAUCUUUCAUGCAUAUGUAUCGAAGUUCCUACGUGCCAACCAAUGAUAAUAUGUCCAUCAGUUCAUACUAUUUUCAAGAUCGUCAGAAAGAUCUUCGACGCGGAUUGCAUGGCACGGGUAGAAUACAUGAUCGAUCAUAUUUCAAAAAUUGUCAUCCAAUGGUUAUGAUAUAUGAUAUUUCAUCAUUAUUCUUCGUCAAUAAGGAACUCGCUGAGAAAUAUACAAUCAACACCGCUGACAUUUCGGCCAUGUAUCAGUACAAUGCAAAUGUAGCUGCUACAUUGGAACGACCUGAUUUAAUUCAGACUUGGUGUUUAGCUGGUUUAAUAAUUUCGCAACCACCUUCCAAUACUGAGCAGAAUUCUUAUCAAUUGAGUCAUUCUCCUGAUAUCAGUGCUCCAUGGCCAUUACAUCCUUGGGGCCAAAAUUUAAUACAUUUCUUAAUACAACAUUACGCUAAACAGUCUGAUGUUCAGAUGGCUGGCAUGUUGAGCUGUGCACUUAGCUACCGAUCAGAGAACAUGGACUCUUCACAAACCAGGUUGACUAGCAAGUCAGUGAAUGUCAGUAGGCUUUCCACAGGAAAAUGGUGGUUAAAGCCUGGUGGCUCGCCUUACCAUACAAUACAUCUGGCAGAUACUACGUUUGAAGGAUGGAAUUUUCAGAAUCUGAAACAACAUCGAUCAAAUUCAUGGUCGGAAUCGCUGGAUGACUUGAAAGUCAUUCAAGAUUUCGGGGACUCGGCAAAAAACAUCAAGUUAUUCGAUGAAAAAUACACAGCAUUGUACGAUAGUUAUAAGAAGGCGUAUGCUGAAGCAUUACAUCGAUGGGAGUUGUUAGAUGCUCGGGCGCAAGUAUUGAAGCAUUUGAGCACGUCAUCAUUUGAUGUGCAGAAGGACGUCGAAUUGCAGAAUGAAUGCCGAAUCUGCGGCAAGAUCAGUACAGGGCCACAAUGUGCGAAUUGCAAGGGAUUAAGCUUCCAAUGUAUCAUAUGCCAUGUCACAGUCAGAGGUGCGAGUAACUCUUGCAUGUUUUGCGGCCACGGUGGACAUAUUGAGCACUUAGCAGCAUGGUUUGCUAAAGAGAUAGUAUGUCCUACGGGCUGCGGCUGUUAUUGUUUGCAGGAAAAUUCAGUACUCUUUAAAACAUAGAUAAUGUAGAUGAAAUGUAUACAAAUAAAUUGUAUAUAGUUGUGAUCUGUGAUAGCUAUGGUUAUGAGAAAAAUAAAUUUCUUUUUAUCUUA
Molecule: messenger RNA, 3273 nt
Organism: Pogonomyrmex barbatus (red harvester ant)
Lineage: Eukaryota; Metazoa; Arthropoda; Insecta; Hymenoptera; Formicidae
Gene: Wdr59
Product: WD repeat domain 59
Biological process (GO): positive regulation of TORC1 signaling; cellular response to amino acid starvation
Cellular component (GO): vacuolar membrane; Seh1-associated complex
Molecular function (GO): protein binding; signaling adaptor activity
Source: RefSeq, a predicted model, not a curated record